AUGAACACCCUCGCCACACGCAUCUCGCCCUCGGCGCGGAGAUGGACUUGUGCAUCUACAACUCCAUCUCCAUCUCCAUGUCCAUCUACCUCUGCAUCUCUAUUCCGCCACCGCCGCAGCAGCCGGAACUUCAGCACCUCCAGACGCCAGGCGGCCGACCAUGUAAGAAUAGUCGAGGUCGGGCCGCGCGAUGGCCUCCAGAACGAAAAGAGCUCGAUCCCGCUCGACACCAAGCUGGAACUGAUCCGGCGCCUGGCACAGACCGGAGUGACACAUCUGGAGGCCGGAUCGUUUGUGCCUGCGAAAUGGGUGCCGCAGAUGGCCUCGACCAGCAACAUCCUAGAGCAGAUCCUGACGAAUCCUCCGCCUGCGCCGCACGGCAUCGCGUACAACUACCUCGUACCCAACAUUCGAGGCAUGGAGAACCUAGUCAAGACGUUGCAAACACACAAGGCCCAGAAUGCGAACCCAUCCGCCUCCGUGUCCGGGGCACCUCCGACGCCGCCUCCGUCGCCCGGGCCAUCGGCCACCACUAUCAGUUCGAACCCCGAUGAAUUGGACGCGAACCGCAGCAGCAGCACCAGCAACUCGACCGAGAUCUCACUCUUCGCGGCCGCGACCGAGACGUUCUCGCAGAAAAACACCAACUGCAGCAUCGCGACGAGCCUGGAGCGAUGCAAGCCGAUUGUCGAGCUUGCCAAGCAGCACAGCAUCCGGGUGCGCGGGUACGUGUCGGUCGCGCUGGGUUGUCCGUACGAAGGGGCGGACGUGGACCCGCACAAGGUGGCCUCGAUCACGGCGACGCUGCUGGAGAUGGGGUGCGACGAGGUGUCGGUGGCCGACACGACGGGCAUGGGCACGGCGCCACGCACGCGCAAACUGCUCGAGACGCUCAAGGACGCCGGCAUCCUCAACGAGGACCUGGCCCUGCAUUUCCACGACACCUACGGCAUGGCCCUGGUCAACACCGUCGUCGGCCUCGAGCACGGCGUGCGCAUCUUCGACAGCUCCGUCGGCGGCCUGGGCGGCUGCCCCUACAGCAAAGGCGCCACCGGCAACGUCGCCACCGAGGACCUGCUGCACUUGUUGCACAGUCUGGGCUGUGACACCGGCGUCGAUCUGCUGAAGAUGGCGGAAAUCGGCGACUGGAUCUCCCACCAGUUGGGCAGGCCUAAUGACUCGAGAGCCGGCAAGGCUGUGCUGGCGAGAUUGAAGGAUUCUUCCUAG
Capronia epimyces CBS 606.96 is the source of this 1227-nucleotide messenger RNA. Its product is annotated as hydroxymethylglutaryl-CoA lyase. Lineage: Eukaryota; Fungi; Ascomycota; Eurotiomycetes; Chaetothyriales; Herpotrichiellaceae. The transcript is spliced from 2 exons. The coding region runs from base 1 to 1227 and encodes 408 amino acids. Gene Ontology annotation, molecular function: hydroxymethylglutaryl-CoA lyase activity. The record is from RefSeq and is a predicted model, not a curated record. Gene Ontology annotation, biological process: L-leucine catabolic process; ketone body biosynthetic process.